Gryllus bimaculatus (two-spotted cricket) is the source of this 610-nucleotide messenger RNA. The record is from the annotation of a GenBank genome assembly. NCBI's taxonomy places the organism in Eukaryota, Metazoa, Arthropoda, Insecta, Orthoptera, Gryllidae.
GUCUAUGUGCUCGGAUCUGGUGUACUGCAUCCUGUUCCCGCAGCUUCUGAUGGUGGUGCACUUCAAGCACCACUGCAACACGUACGGGAGCCUGGCCGCGUACAUCAUCGCCUUCCUGGUGCGGAUCUCCGGCGGCGAGCCCAUGCUGGGGUUGCCGGCGCUCAUCCACUACCCGGGGUGGCUGUUCGAGAGCGGGAAGCUGGCGCCGGGCUACGACUGGUUCCGCUGCGUCGUCAACAUCCCGGAGGACGUGGAGCGCGUGGGCGAGCCGGCGGAGGGCGAGCAGAUGUCGGUGAUGUCGUCGGGGCAGAUCGGGCGCGUGUACGGCGCCGCCACCAUGGUGGGCAAGGACGAGAUGAACGGCCGCAUCAACCCUGCGCUGGAGCCCGACGACGACAUGGACCCGGCCGAGGUAAGAGGUGCAAAGCGUGCAGAAGGGCGUGCGACAGGCAGCCAUCGGCUGGCAAGCGCGCGCGGCGGCGCGCGCGGGCGCCGGCCUGGGCCGUCGGCGUCGGCCUCCGCCUCGUCCCUCAUAUGCGGGCGCGGCCGAGGGCCACCAAGACGGGCCAGACGGCGCUGUAGACCCCAUCGGCGAUCCUGCCGUGUUACA